AUGGCUGAUUCAUCUCAUAAACUAUUUUCCCUUCUAUGUCUACUCUUCUUCUCAACUACUUGUGUCCACUCUUCCGAUGCUUCCGUAGGAGUUGAAGUUGACCUCUCUUUCCUAAGAUAUUUGUGCGCAACCACCCCAUACCCAAACCUUUGCUUAAGUUCACUCAACAUCUCAAUAGACCCAUCUCCGUCUGCAUCUCCAUCUCCAUCUCCAUCUCCAAAUCCAAACAUAAACGACUACCUCAUUCACUCCCUCCAAAAAGCAGUAUCUGAAACCACAAACCUCAUAAAUCUCUUCAACAAUGUCGGAAAACCAAACAUCAUAGACAAGCAAAGAGGAGGAGGUGGACUUCGAGACUGUCGGGAACUCCAUCAAUCCUCAUUGGCUUCUUUGGAAGAAUCCAUAUCAGGCAUCCGUUCCUCCGACAUGGACACAACUGACGUAGCAAUCUACCUCAGUGCAGUCCUCACCAACAAGAACACAUGUUUAGAAGGCCUGGAUUCUGCUACUGGCACCAUGAAGCCCGUUCUGGUGAAGGCUGUGAUCAACACUUACAAGCAUGCAAGUAACUCUCUGGCAAUCCUCUCUAACCCAGCGAUGGGGACUGAUCCUGAAAACAACCCUUUGAAGGGUGAUCCAGAGUGGCUAACAAGCACUGACCAAAGCUUCUUCGAUGACUCGCAUGGUGAUGAGUAUGACCCAAAAGAAAAACUUGUUGUGGCUGUAGAUGGAACCGGGGAUUUUCGAACCAUCACUGAAGCCAUCAACUCUGCUCCAAUUAACAGCAUGGAGAGAAUAGUGAUCUAUGUCAAAGAAGGGAUUUAUGAGGAAAACGUGGAAAUCCCAUGCAAUAGGACCAACAUUGUGAUGAUUGGCGAUGGAAGUGAUGUCACUGUCAUAACUGGUAACAGAAGCGUUGGUGAUGGCUGGACCACUUUCAGAUCUGCAACUCUAGCGGUUAAUGGUAAAGGAUUUCUGGCACGUGAUAUAGCGUUCAAGAACAGCGCAGGGCCAAAGUCACAAGCAGUUGCCUUGAGGGUAAGUGCAGAACUUGCUGCCUUUUACAGGUGUGCAAUGGAUGGUUACCAAGACACUUUAUAUGUUCACUCCUGGAGACAAUUUUACAAAGAGUGUGACAUUUCUGGGACCAUAGAUUUCAUAUUUGGGAAUGCAGCAGUGGUUCUACAAGAAUGUAACAUUAUAUCGAAAGAACCAUUGCAUGGCCAAGCCACUGUCAUCACUGCACAGUCCAGAGAUGACCCAAAUGAGCCCAGUGGCAUCGUAAUCCAAUCAUGCAACAUCAAUGCUAGCUUUGAUAGCAGUAGUGUUAAGAGCUACCUUGGUAGGCCAUGGAGGAACUAUUCUCGCACCGUUUACCUCGAGUCCUUCAUUGAUGGCUUCAUUGACCCAAAGGGUUGGACAGAGUGGAAUGAUGAUAAGAAAAGAUUGGACACCUUGUAUUACGGAGAGUUUGAGAAUUAUGGACCUGGUUCCAGCACAGACAAUCGUGUAAAAUGGUCUGGGUACCAUGUAAUGACCGAUGAGGACGCCAACAAUUUCACAGUUUCAAAGUUCAUCAAUGACGAUGAUUGGCUUCAGGUUACUCAUUUUCCUUUUGAUUUAGGAAUCUGAUCAUAGAAUAUAUUUAGUUUGGUAAUUGUUAUGCUACUAGAAAUUGUC
Messenger RNA from Vigna unguiculata (cowpea), 1680 nucleotides. RefSeq names its product putative pectinesterase/pectinesterase inhibitor 12. Gene Ontology annotation, biological process: cell wall modification. Lineage: Eukaryota; Viridiplantae; Streptophyta; Magnoliopsida; Fabales; Fabaceae. Gene Ontology annotation, molecular function: pectinesterase activity; enzyme inhibitor activity. The record is from RefSeq and is a predicted model, not a curated record.